Molecule: messenger RNA, 2952 nt
Organism: Colletotrichum destructivum
Lineage: Eukaryota; Fungi; Ascomycota; Sordariomycetes; Glomerellales; Glomerellaceae
Product: Putative IQ domain-containing protein IQM
Exons: 1
Coding region: 471-2744 (757 amino acids)
Molecular function (GO): protein binding
Source: RefSeq, a predicted model, not a curated record
UAUAUUAUUCGAUCGGCCAUCUCCUUCUAGGCAUCGUCUUGAGUCGGGGCUUGCUUUUUUUAAACUCGAGCAAUAUCUUGGACCACCCUACUAUUUACCGCCUUGCUCCCCUCCCUGCUCUUUGUUCAUGCCUCCAGAGCCCGUCCUAGUCUUGACUCUUCAUAUAUGCUUACUUCAACCCCGAAUCUGAUUCACAUGGCUGCUGUCGUGCACAUGACCAAGACUCUGGCUCCAUCUUACUAUCUACGUCACUCACCGUCCGGCGGAAUCCUACACAGCUUCUCGACCUGGUACCUAGGUAGGUAGACAGAGAAAGCACGCCGUCUGCCGGGGGCCUAAAAGCCAACAAGGUAUCCAAGCUCGGCAGCAACGACAACUAUCUAUUUAGGUAGUCCGGCAGCUUUCUCCCAUCAUAGUUCGAAACAAACGAACCCAAAAAAACAACAACCAAACAAACCAAAGCAGGCCUGAUGUCUGCGUCGACCGGCUCUCGGAUCAGGUCCCUGUCCCUACUCUUCCAUCAUAACCGGGCGGACCCCGCAAUAACACCAACUGCCAUGACGAAACCGAACCAAGAGCUCGACAACCUGCCGGUCCCUGCUGAACACCCGAGUGGUGGCACUGAUAGUGCCGCUGUUGCUGCUGCUGCUGCUGCUCAUGUGUCUGGGCCCCCAAAGGCCCAUCUUCAACACCACGUUUCUUGCGCUGCCAUUACCCCGCCGGCCAGUCCCCCCGUACCGCCAAGACCGCUCGACGAGAACGAUUCCCACUCCAACUUUUCCACCAACGGUGUAACAGGCACACGCAGCGACGACACAUGCUCGCUGGCCCAGUCGCAUACAAGCACCAACUACAGUUCGCGCAGGGAGUACAUGGACAGUCUGGUGCCACCAUCGCAAGACGAGUUUGAAAAGAUCGCCGAGGUCCAGCGUACGCGCGAAGAGGAGAUCAAGAAGAGCAAGACGAGGAGGCGACCCAUGCAGACCCAACACCUCCACGACCACUUCCACAACCCCCGGCGCUCGCAGGACGGGCAGGAAGACGUCGCCGGGGGCGAGCCGCAGCCAGAACUGCAAUCGCAGGCGGAGGCCGAAGGGCGCGACAGGUCCGACAGCGACGCUGCCGUCAACAGGGCCGCGACGCUGAUCCAGCGCAACUACCGCGGGUAUCGCGUGCGGCGGGAGAUGCAGGGUCUGAGCCUCGACCCCUCGACGAGAUGGGUCUCGGCCAUCGACGAGCUGCAGUUCCGCGAGCUCAACCGCCCGCGCGCAAAGAGCUCCGUCAGCCCCGCGGGGCUGGCCGCCGCCAACAGCGACCAGCACAGUCUGCUCUCGAGGGACUCAGAGGGCGGCAUGAGCCAUCCGACGACGGCGCGUGAGAACUGGCGGAAGGCAGCGACCAUCGCCCGGCGUGCGGGCCACGAUGACGUCGAGUCUGACUCGGACUCAUCCGCAUCGUCGUCGGACUCGGAGGAGUCACCCGAGCAGCGGGCUGAGAAGAGGAGGCGUCGCGAAGAGGCCGUGGCCCGGAGGAAAAAGGACUCUAAAAUGAUGGGGUUGCAGUACUUCCUCGAGAUGGUCGACCUCAAGCACCGCUACGGCAGCAACCUGCGGGUGUACCACGAGGAGUGGAAGAGAGCCGACACGAACGAGAACUUCUUCUACUGGCUCGACUUCGGCGGUGGACGCAACGUCGAGAUGGAGGCGUGCCCGCGCGACCGUCUCGAGAGGGAGCAGGUGCGGUACCUGUCGCGCGAGGAGAGGCAGUACUAUUUGGUGCAAGUCGAUGACGACGGGCGCCUGUGCUGGGCCAAGAACGGCGCGCGCAUCGACACAACCGAGGCAUUCAAAGACAGCGUCCACGGCAUUGUCCCCGCCGACGACCCGACGCCGGCGUGGUCGCAGAACAACCCGCCGCCGCCUCCUCCCGACGCGGGAAACGACGACGACGAUAGCCGGUCCGAGUCCUCGGUGGAAUCGGCGCUCGAGGCGGACCGCGCCGCCAAGUAUGCCACUCCCGACCUUGACGGCGCGACGGGCGUGCGCAAGGUAUCGCACAUCUCGGCGGCGACCGUCUUCAACAAGCUGUUGCGCAAGUCUGUCAAGAAGAAUACGUGGAUCUUUGUCGCCGACACGAGUUUCAGGCUAUAUGUGGGCAUCAAGUCCUCGGGCGCGUUUCAGCACUCGAGCUUCCUUCAGGGCAGCCGCAUCUCGUCGGCCGGGCUCAUCAAGAUCAAGGACGGCCGACUGUCGAGCUUGUCGCCGCUGAGCGGGCACUACCGCCCACCGGCGUCCAACUUCCGCGCCUUCGUGCGGAACCUCAAGGACGCUGGCGUCGACACAUCACACGUGAGCAUAUCCAAGUCGUACGCCGUGCUGGUUGGGCUCGAGGUGUACGUCAAAACGAGGCAGAAGGGCAAGCGAACGUUGGAGAAGAUGACGCACAAAAAGGAGAGGAUCAUGGCCCCCGAGGCGUUCCGGCGACGUGAAGAGGACGAGAAGGACAAGAGCGAGAGCGCCGCCAAGGAGCGUCGGGUGCUCGAGAAGGAGGCCGAGGAGAGGGAGGAGAACCGGGCGGGUGUGAAGCUGAUGCGGAAGCUGAACCUCGCGCCGCAGUUGCCGACGGAGCAGAAAGAGUCCGAGGACAGGGCCGAGGGGGGACCGGCGAUGGAGACGUUAGCAGAGGAAAGGACAAGGGAGGAGGGGACCGGCGUCGGGCCUGAGAGCCGGGGACCUGGGGUUUAGGUGAUCCCGAGGUGGCGGUAGUCAGAAGCACAGAUGUGUCCGUCGAACCUAGGGCGUCGGAAGAGGUCUGGAUGGUGUUCUGUCACAGGCCAGGUGGGCGCGAUUUCGGUUUUGCCUUUGUUUUGAGAGUUGUUUAUACCCCUUCCAACUUUGCGUUGCGCUGGCCCUGGUAGUUUGUGUUCCCGAACGUUUAGAAACGAGAUAAAAG